Messenger RNA from Arabidopsis arenosa, 1610 nucleotides. NCBI's taxonomy places the organism in Eukaryota, Viridiplantae, Streptophyta, Magnoliopsida, Brassicales, Brassicaceae. The record is from the annotation of a GenBank genome assembly.
UCCUAAAUCCCUCACCCGUUUUUCUUACAGCCAGAGUCCUUACCAAUCGGCCCCUACGAUGGAAGAAGAACAACAACAACUUCGAGUUCUGUUCGGAAAAUACGAGAUGGGAAGGUUACUAGGCAAAGGAACAUUCGCAAAAGUCUAUUACGGCAAAGAGAUAACCACCGGAGAAAGUGUUGCAAUCAAAAUCAUCAACAAAGAUCAAGUCAUCAAACGUGAAGGUAUGAUGGAACAAAUCAAACGAGAGAUCUCAAUCAUGAGACUUGUUCGUCAUCCAAACAUCGUCGAAUUAAAAGAAGUCAUGGCAACAAAAACAAAGAUCUUCUUCAUCAUGGAACACGUUAAAGGCGGUGAACUUUUCUCCAAGAUCGUUAAAGGAAAGCUUAAAGAAGACUCUGCUCGUAAGUACUUCCAACAAUUAAUCUCAGCCGUUGAUUUUUGUCAUAGUAGAGGCGUUUCUCACCGAGAUCUAAAACCGGAGAAUCUCUUGGUCGACGAGAACGGUGAUCUUAAGGUUUCCGAUUUCGGUCUCUCUGCUUUACCUGAACAGAUUUUACAAGACGGUUUGCUACAUACUCAGUGUGGAACUCCGGCGUAUGUUGCGCCGGAGGUUUUAAGGAAGAAAGGUUACGACGGAGCUAAAGCUGAUAUUUGGUCUUGUGGUGUGAUCUUGUACGUACUUCUCGCCGGUUUUUUACCGUUUCAAGAUGAGAACCUAAUGAAAAUGUAUCGGAAGAUCUUCAAAUCGGAGUUUGAGUCUCCGCCGUGGUUUUCACCGGAGUCCAAGAGAUUGAUUUCGAAGCUUUUAGUUGUUGAUCCGAAUAAACGGAUCUCGAUACCAGCGAUUAUGAGAACACCGUGGUUUCGUAAAAACUUCAACUCUCCGAUCGCUUUCAAGAUCGAUGAGCUCGAGAACCAAAACGUAGAAGAAGAAUCAACAACAACAACAACAACAACAACAACACCGGUCUCGCCGAAGUUCUUUAACGCGUUUGAAUUCAUUUCCUCGAUGUCAUCAGGAUUUGAUUUGUCGAGUUUGUUCGAGAGCAAGAGGAAGCUGAGCUCUAUGUUUACGUCACGGUGUUCGGCGUCGGAGAUAAUGGCGAAGCUUGAAAGGAUAGGGAAAGAGAUGAACAUGAAGGUGAAGAGGACUAAAGAUUUUAAAGUGAAGAUGUUGGGGGAAACGGAAGGGAGGAAAGGACAGAUCGCGGUGACGGCGGAGGUUUUCGAGGUUGCGCCGGAGGUAGCGGUCGUUGAGUUAUGUAAAUCGGCGGGAGAUACUUUGGAGUAUAAUAGGUUAUAUGAAGAACAAGUCCGACCGGCGUUGGAGGAGAUAGUUUGGUCGUGGCACGGUGAUAAUCAUAAUAACAAUAUUGUUAGUAAUAAGAAUAAUACUGUUAAUUAUGUUAGUGAUGAUAAUUCUGGUAGUGACUGUUAAGAGAAUGUAAUGAUAGUUAUGUAAAUUAAACUGUUUAUUUUUGUUAAUCAGUUUUUAGAUUCAAGGAAGUUUUUGUAAAUUGUGUAUAUAGAUGUUGAGGUUUAUUAUUAUUCUCUUUGAGCAAUUUAUUUUGAUCAUUUAGAUUAUUUACUAAAAGUAGAUAUUGUUU